Oryza brachyantha (malo sina) is the source of this 1301-nucleotide messenger RNA. Its product is annotated as transcription factor-like protein DPB. Gene Ontology annotation, biological process: regulation of cell cycle; regulation of transcription by RNA polymerase II. Bases 45 to 848 code for a protein of 267 amino acids. The transcript has 10 exons. Gene Ontology annotation, molecular function: RNA polymerase II transcription regulatory region sequence-specific DNA binding; DNA-binding transcription factor activity, RNA polymerase II-specific. Gene Ontology annotation, cellular component: transcription regulator complex; nucleus. Lineage: Eukaryota; Viridiplantae; Streptophyta; Magnoliopsida; Poales; Poaceae. The record is from RefSeq and is a predicted model, not a curated record.
GCCCCUCCUCGAAACCGCCCACACAUCCGACUAUCCGAACAGCAAUGGCGCCUGCCUGCGGCGACGCCGCCGCCGCGGCUGCCUCCGUCGCGCCAGGCCUGGGCAGCCUGCUCAUUCGCGACGCCGCCAGGCUCCCUCCACUCCCCGAACGCGGCGGCGGCGGCAAUGCGGCAGAGAGGGAGGCGGGCGGUGCGAACAGGAACGGGAGGAAGGAGAAGGCCGGGGCGCAGAGGAUCACCGGGUGGGGGCUCCGUGAGUUCAGCAAGAUAGUUUCUAAGAAAGUUGAAGCCAAAGGAAGAACCACAUAUAAUGAGGUUGCCGAUGAGAUUUUUGCAGAGCUAAAGUCCAUUACACAUAAUGGUCUGGAGUUCGAUGAGAAAAAUAUUAGGCGGAGAGUAUAUGAUGCUUUCAAUGUGCUCAUUGCAAUUCGUGUUAUUGCAAAAGAUAAGAAGGAGAUUAAGUGGAUGGGCCUUACUAAUUACAGAUACGAAAAGAUACAGAAGUUGGAGGAAGUUCACAAAGAACUCAUCACCAGGAUCAAGAACAAGAAGAAGCUUCUCCAGGAAAUUGAAAAGCAGUUUGAUGGCCUUCAAAAUAUUAAAUUACGCAACCAGGCACUACAAAGAUCAGCAGAAAGUGCUAAUGGCAUUUGCCUUCCAUUCUUAUUGAUCAAGACCUCCAGAAAAGCAAGGGUGGAAAUUGAGAUUUCAGAAGAUUCAAAGUUUGCACGGUUUGACUUCAAUGGUGCACCAUUCACCAUGCAUGAUGAUGUCUCAAUCCUUGAAGCCAUCAGGAGUAACAGCAUAGGAAGAAUUGGCCUCUCCAUUCUCCCGUCGUCGUGCAUUUAGAAGCAUUCACUGUGCAAAUGAAGCUCGGCACUUGUCAUCAGCUCGAAGCCCCAAUCUCGCGUUAUCAUCGUCAAUUAAUCAUACACUAAUGACUUUGUUUUGCGUGAGCAAAUUUGAUUAGCUUGUUUUAGCCCAAAAGAACUCUCUCUAGAGUAGAGAAGAUGUGUGCCAUGCUAUUGGAAUAAACUGAUCUGCAUGCCGUGCUUGACCUGUCCUGCGAGCUGCAGGGCAAAGAGUCGCAGAUAACAUUGCUCAUGUUUAGGAGCGCAGCAUCGCAGGAGUAUAAUAACAGAAUAGGAAUUACUGCAUAUAUCAGUAAGGCUUCGUGCUUACUGUAGUCACAGAUGAAGUCCGCAUUCCUUUUUAUAAAAUUCAAACCUGUCCAUUGAGCAUCGCUGAAAGUCUGAAACUACUUCUGAAGAACAUCUCAUUAUUUGCACAAAUCAGUGGGCA